ACUCUAAGCUAAAUGAUGGGAACUCAGUGGAGUAACUUAUGCUUACGACAGCUCUGCUCUAGAUACAGUUUCUGUUCUUUCCCCAUAAAAUUUGGUGCAGUUGCGGCUCAGGGGUCAUUGAAGUCUAGUUUGAGUUUGACAUUACCUUUUAAGCCUUCAAGAAAUAUUCAUAUGGAAAACAAAGAAAAUAUCAGUUCAAGAGGUGCCUUAAUUGUUUUAGAAGGGCUUGACCGUUGUGGGAAGACAUCACAAUCUAGCAGACUAUACACGUACCUCGAUGAGCAAGGACAUUCAGUUGAAUCAUGGAGAUUCCCCGACAGAGAUACAGGUGUUGGGCAAAGGAUUUCUUCUUUUCUUGCUAACAAGGCGCAGUUGGAUGACCAUGCAAUCCAUCUUCUCUUCAGCGUAAAUCGUUGGGAGAAGAGAGUGUUAAUGGAGGACAAGCUGAGGAGUGGAACUACUCUCAUUUUUAACCACUAUUCUUAUUCUGGAGUAGCAUUCUCAUCUGCCAAGGGACUUGAUAUUGAGUGGUGUAAGGCUCCAGAGAUAGGGUUGUUAGCUCCGGAUCUAGUUGUAUACCUUGACAUAUCACCGGAGAAAGCUGCAGAAAGAGGAGGUUAUGGAGGUGAGAGAUAUGAGAAGCUUGAGUUUCAAAAAAAGGUUGCCAAGUCUUAUUUGGCUCUUCAUGAUUCCUCAUGGAAGUGAGUCCACAAGGCUAUGUGAUUAUGGGGUUGUCAAAAUUUUUGGUCAUUGGCUGAUAGAGCUCGUGAUCCAUGAAUCAAGACAAUCACUGGAAGGAAAGUCCAAGAGCUGAUGACCCUCUCUGUCAUUCCUUUCCUAGUCGAUCUUCACCAUUUGAUAAUUUCUAUGUUGAUCAUACGAAUCUCUAUAUAAUUUUGCUUUCACUGAAAUAUGUCAUUAGUUUCAGAUGUGCCCUAUCUUCUAUUGAAGUAGAAUCAAAAUCUUGUUGUUCCUUAAAUUCACCAGAAUAACUGUCUAAGCUGAAGUGCCAUGUACCGUCUAUAUCCUUUUGUAUAUGCAUUCUCUUUAUACAUUGGCCCAUUCUUGUCAUUUCACUCCUAUGUAUGCUUUUUAUUAAUACUAAGACAUUGUGAUAUA
Solanum dulcamara is the source of this 1119-nucleotide messenger RNA. Its product is annotated as thymidylate kinase-like. Gene Ontology annotation, molecular function: ATP binding; dTMP kinase activity. The transcript has 5 exons. The record is from RefSeq and is a predicted model, not a curated record. The coding region runs from base 13 to 705 and encodes 230 amino acids. Gene Ontology annotation, cellular component: cytoplasm; cytosol; mitochondrion. Gene Ontology annotation, biological process: dUDP biosynthetic process; dTTP biosynthetic process; dTDP biosynthetic process. NCBI's taxonomy places the organism in Eukaryota, Viridiplantae, Streptophyta, Magnoliopsida, Solanales, Solanaceae.